CGUGGCUUCGAGGGCCGGGGGCGUGGCUAAACUGUCAGGUUCCCCUCGCCUUUUGUUCAGUUACUGAGUCGCUGCCUCGGCCAGAGUCCGGAGCAGUCAUCGCCCGCGCGCCGAACCCAGUUCUCUACCCGCGCCGGUCCACACCCGGCUAGACCUGACCCGACCCUGCCCAGCCCCGCACCAGCCACCAUGGAGGUGAUGAACCUGAUCGAGCAGCCCAUCAAGGUGACGGAGUGGCAGCAGACCUACACCUAUGACUCGGGCAUCCACUCGGGCGCCAACACCUGUGCGCCCUCCAUCAGCAGCAAGGGCAUCCUGGACGAGGAUGAGACCUGCGGGCGCCAGUACACGCUCAAGAAGACCACCACGUACACGCAGGCCGCGCCCCAGGGGCCAGGUGACCUGGACUACCAGAUGUCCACCACGGCUAGGGCCAAGCGUGUGCGGGAGGCCAUGUGCCCUGGCGUGACCGGCGAGGACAGCUCGCUGCUGCUGGCCACGCAGGUGGAGGGCCAGGCCACCAACCUGCAGCGCCUGGCUGAGCCGUCACAGCUGCUCAAGUCGGCCAUCGUGCACCUCAUCAACUACCAGGACGACGCCGAGCUGGCCACGCGCGCGCUGCCCGAGCUCACCAAGCUGCUCAACGACGAGGACCCGGUGGUGGUGACCAAGGCGGCCAUGAUCGUGAACCAGCUGUCCAAGAAGGAGGCGUCGCGCCGGGCGUUGAUGGGGUCCCCGCAGCUGGUAGCGGGCGUGGUGCGCACCAUGCAGAACACCAGCGACCUGGACACGGCGCGAUGCACCACCAGCAUCCUGCACAACCUGUCGCACCACCGCGAGGGGCUGCUGGCCAUCUUCAAGUCGGGCGGCAUCCCCGCCCUGGUCCGCAUGCUCAGUUCGCCCGUGGAGUCCGUGCUGUUUUACGCCAUCACCACGCUGCACAACCUGCUGCUGUACCAGGAGGGCGCCAAGAUGGCCGUGCGGCUGGCGGACGGACUGCAGAAGAUGGUGCCGCUGCUCAACAAGAACAACCCCAAGUUCCUGGCCAUCACCACCGACUGCCUGCAGCUCCUGGCCUACGGCAACCAGGAGAGCAAGCUGAUCAUCCUGGCCAACGGGGGCCCCCAGGCGCUGGUGCAGAUCAUGCGGAACUACAGCUAUGAGAAGCUGCUGUGGACCACCAGCCGCGUGCUCAAGGUGCUGUCCGUCUGUCCCAGCAACAAGCCCGCCAUCGUGGAGGCCGGUGGGAUGCAGGCCCUGGGCAAACACCUGAGCAGCAACAGCCCACGCCUGGUGCAGAACUGCUUGUGGACGCUGCGCAACCUCUCAGACGUGGCCACUAAGCAGGAGGGCCUGGAGGGGGUGCUGAAGACCCUGGUGAGCCAGCUGAGCGUGGACGACGUGAACGUGCUCACCUGCGCCACGGGCACGCUGUCCAACCUGACCUGCAACAACAGCAAGAACAAGACGCUGGUGACACAGAACAGCGGCGUGGAGGCGCUCAUCCACGCCAUCCUGCGCGCCGGCGACAAGGACGACAUCGCGGAGCCCGCCGUGUGCGCCUUACGCCACCUCACCAGCCGCCACCCAGAGGCCGAGAUGGCGCAGAACUCUGUGCGCCUCAACUAUGGCAUCCCGGCCAUCGUGAAGCUGCUGAACCAGCCCAACCAGUGGCCGCUGGUCAAGGCCACCAUCGGGCUGAUCCGGAACCUGGCCCUGUGCCCGGCCAACCACGCGCCGCUGCAGGAGGCGGCUGUGAUCCCCAGGCUGGUGCAGCUGCUGGUCAAGGCGCACCAGGACGCCCAGCGCCACGUGGCCGCGGGCACGCAGCAGCCCUACACGGACGGCGUGCGGAUGGAGGAGAUCGUGGAAGGCUGCACCGGCGCCCUGCACAUCCUGGCCCGAGACCCCAUGAACCGCAUGGAGAUCUUCCGCCUCAACACGAUCCCGCUCUUCGUGCAGCUGCUGUACUCCUCGGUGGAGAACAUCCAGCGCGUGGCGGCGGGCGUGCUGUGUGAGCUGGCCCAGGACAAGGAGGCGGCGGACGCCAUCGAUGCCGAGGGCGCCUCUGCGCCCCUCAUGGAGCUGCUGCACUCACGCAAUGAGGGCACCGCCACCUACGCGGCCGCCGUCCUGUUCCGCAUCUCCGAGGACAAGAACCCUGACUACCGCAAGCGCGUGUCCGUGGAGCUGACCAACUCCCUCUUCAAGCACGACCCGGCUGCCUGGGAGGCGGCCCAGAGCAUGAUCCCCAUCAACGAGCCCUACGCCGAUGACCUGGACGCCACCUACCGCCCCAUGUACGCGGGCGACGACCCCCCGGAGCACCUGGACGUGGACGGGGAGUACCCCCUGGACCUGCCCUACGGCGACGGCCUGCGGCUCCCGUACCCCACCUCGGACCACAUGCUGGCCUAGGCGCCCUGCUGCUCCGCGCUCUCCUCCUGGCUCUGCUGAACCCCAGCUCUAAGCCGGCUCCUUUCUGGGGUGCCGGGGUGUGGUCCGCCUUCCUCAGACCUUGCCUGGGCGGGACCUUGGCCCUCCGGGAGUGGCCGGCCUGGCUGUGCCUGGGCCGGCAGCUGUGGGCAGGUGUGGCCCCUGGGGACACAGGUGAGCCUGAAAAGUGCCUGCGCGGAGCCGCCGCCCCUCCGCUGCGCCCCGGGGUCCCCUGUCCCGGGCCUGCCCCCCCCUCCGUGACCCUGGCCCUAAAGCUUCAGACCCCGCGACCCCGGGCUGUGAGUCCUGUGCAUGGUCUGGGCCCCCACAGCUGCAGCCCAAAGCUCAGGACCUGGUGGUGGGGCGGGAGCCCCCCUGAGCGACGCCCCUCCCGGCCCGUCCCACCCGAGAACCCCAGAAGUGCUCUUGCUGACCCCUGCGGUGUGCGGUGUGGGCUUCCUGUCCCCCUCCCCGCUGUGGACCACGUCCCCCGCCCGCCCGUGAGGGCCGGCUGCGAGUUCAUGGUCAUCGUUGCUUUAUGGCCUUGGUUCUUGGUGGGGUUUUUGUAUCGACCAAAGCAAAGGAAAUAAAAAUCACACUUGGAGUCAAGGA
Messenger RNA from Heterocephalus glaber (naked mole-rat), 3048 nucleotides. RefSeq names its product junction plakoglobin (gene Jup). Gene Ontology annotation, molecular function: cadherin binding. Gene Ontology annotation, biological process: cell adhesion. NCBI's taxonomy places the organism in Eukaryota, Metazoa, Chordata, Mammalia, Rodentia, Bathyergidae. The record is from RefSeq and is a predicted model, not a curated record.